AUGCUCCUAUGGUGUGUGUGUGUGUGUGUGUGUGUGUGUGUGUGUGUGUGUGUGUGUGUGUGUGUCGUCAUUUGCGAAAACGUUCGCGACCGUCCCUAUGGCACAAGCUCCGACAUUUGGUCCCUCGGCAUCACACUCAUCGAGCUUGCCGAGACUGCACCCCCCUACCAAGAUUUGCACCCCAUGCGUGUCCUCUUCAAAAUCCCAAAGGCCCCGGCCCCAACCCUCAAAGAACCCCAUCGCUGGAGCGCGGCUUUCAAUGACUUCCUGAGCAAAUGUCUUCAAAAGGACCCUCGCGAUCGCCUUACAGCGGAACAACUCCUCAAUCAUGACUUUGUCAAAAACACGGCUGGUCUCAAACCUUGUCGUGAUCUGCUCCGCCUGGUCAAAGCCGACAUCGUGGAAACCAUCGAGGAGCUACAGGACGAGCAAAAGGCGGAAAUAGCUGCACAGGCCGUCAAAGGUUUUGAAAAUCUGGCAGCCCAGGCUCGCGAAUCCUUGCAAGCCCCCGCUGACAAUAUGGAAGACGAAGACUUUGGCUUUGGAUCUUCCGCCACUCCUGCCGCUGCACCCGCCGCCAACGGCGCCGCGCCUCUGCCCUCCAUCGCUGUGGCAGCCGAUAGCGAAGACGCUCGAGCCCCGUCGCCCGCAAGCACACAGAGCAGCAGCAGCAAGGCCUUGAGUGUUCCAGAGGACCGCACUCGACUCAAGACACUCACCAAGACCCGAACCUACGUCAACGAAGAGGGUCAAACGGUCACACACCAGAUUCAGCGCGUCGUCGAAACCAAGCUACAGGCCGGUCACACUAUGACUCGCAAGGCACAGCGGGCCGCCGAUGUCAAACACGACCCGGACUGGCAAAUGGCGGAGAAUCAACGCAUGGCCUUGUAUCGAAAGCAACAGCUGCGCGAGCUGCGUCUCAUCCAACGCGAGGAGCAGCACGAGUGCAACGACCUUGUUCAUCGACUCAACGCAGAACGUGAUUCUUUGCGUACCACGCAAGCCAAGGACCUGCAAGACCUUGAGCGUGACUUUGAACGCCGUUUGCAGGACUGUGAAAAGUCCACAAAGACGGCACUGACCAAGCUGGACCGGGAUCAAGGAGUUUCUCGGGCACAGAAGGAAAAGACCCUUCAAGCCAUCCACGCCAAACAAUUGAAGCAGCUCGAAGCGGAGAACAAGAGUCACCUCAAGGCUGCUCUGGCCGAGGUCAAGUCAGUACCCAAGGAUGAACGCAAGUCGCGGACCGCCGAGAUCAAGGCCCGUGUGGAAGAGCAACAGCGCACACAGCUCGCCGAUCUUCAGCGGCAACAGAUGCAUUACCGGCACGAGAAAGAGGCGCAACAGUUGGCCGAAUACCACGUCAAGAAGCUCAAGGACUUGGAUCGCAAGUUCCACCAAGACCUCAAGCUCUUGCCCAAGAAGCACAAAACGGAUCUUGCUCAGCGCCGCAAGGAGCUUAAGCGUCGCCUAACGCGCGAUGGUUUUGAUGCCGACGCCAUGGAAAAGAUGGCGGUGUGUAGUCGACUUGCAACUCUGUCCACCUUGUAUUGA
This is a messenger RNA of Monosiga brevicollis MX1, 1557 nucleotides long. RefSeq lists its product as uncharacterized. Gene Ontology annotation, molecular function: protein kinase activity; ATP binding. The transcript is spliced from 11 exons. NCBI's taxonomy places the organism in Eukaryota, Choanoflagellata, Craspedida, Salpingoecidae. The coding region runs from base 1 to 1557 and encodes 518 amino acids. The record is from RefSeq and is a predicted model, not a curated record. Gene Ontology annotation, biological process: protein phosphorylation.